Messenger RNA from Suillus clintonianus, 1077 nucleotides. RefSeq lists its product as uncharacterized. Lineage: Eukaryota; Fungi; Basidiomycota; Agaricomycetes; Boletales; Suillaceae. The record is from RefSeq and is a predicted model, not a curated record. The coding region runs from base 1 to 1077 and encodes 358 amino acids. The transcript is spliced from 6 exons.
AUGUCUCAUUUCACUCGUCCGUCAUGUCCCAACUCCUCACCUCUAGCCUUGCACAAUGCUCGCUACAACGGGUGGCCCAGUCCUCCAGUACAGCUUCCACGUGUCGAUUCGCCUUCAUUCAACAAGCCCGCUGAACAGCGCGAUGCGUUUGCAAUCGAUCCCCCCUCGAACCGUCUCCCUCAUGACGGUAAUGCCACUCAUACCCAACACCACCCUAUUCGUCCCCAAUGUGACACUCACCCACAUGCAAAUUCUGGGGUGCAAGAUAUAAUGUGUCCUGUUGAAUCCCGACGACGCGACGUUUCUAACUCAUGCAUGUACAACGGUGGCACUCGCCAAAAUCCAUCUCUCCAAUGCGCUUUCGAGACGCGCACCGCAGUUCGACAUGACAAAGAGAACGCAGCGAUCAAACGUGAUCCCGUACGACGAACCAAUGAUUCAAUGCCACUUAUCGACCAGGACACACAAAGCGGCCUCCCCCUAGCAUACCGUAUUCUUGCGGCGGGACCAUGCGUGCCGCUGGUGUACGAUUUGCGAUACCCACCCACCUCUCUCCAAUUUCCACCAUCAUCUCCGUACGCAGGACGGGGAUAUGAGCUCCUUCGAGUCCCACUCACGCCACGGUCCAAGCAAAUACGGCUGAUCAGCCAAGACUUUCCCUGGGCAUUCGACAUCGAACUCAGUGCCGGAGAACAGGACACGACGUUUGAAGUCCUUACUGCGCUACACGCUGCAUUACAGCGUCCACUCACAGAUACGGAGUGGGGUACCGCUGAAGAGGAUAAACACGCAAGUCUCAUAAGAGCGCGCGAACGUCGGCUAACUAUGAAUCCUGCUUUGGGCGGGAGCUUGAAUUCCAAGGCAUCCCCCACUGUUAAGCCUAGAGUGAGAUUCACAUUUGAUGUGGAUGUGAAGCCUGCGCAACGAGAGCUGGUGAUACUCCGUGUGGAUUGGCUUGGGACUCAUGUUGGGUUUGGGGGGCUCGUCAAGGAUGACGCGUUUGCGAGGAGGAGACUCAUUCCGGGUGCGAGGGAGCCACCUGAGACGUGGGUUGUGAAGUUUCAGAGACUAGUAUAA